CUGAGUCUACAGGGAAGUGGGAAGGUGCAGCUGGAAUGUUGCCUAGGAGCUGCGAAAUGCUGCUGCUGCUGCUGCUGUCUCAGUACAGUCUGGCAGGACAGAAGCGCUGGAUGCCAGAUCAGGAAUGCUAGCAGGGGGAAGCCAGAGAGUCUGCAGAGAGCCGAACACGCCACGAUCAUGUGGAUGAGAAGAGAUAGGCUGCUGGUGUCUGCCAUCCUCACGACCAUUCUCACUGCCGACAUUUACUUUGUCCUUCUACCCAAACUGCAGGAGAAGUACUUUGGGAAUGAAUGCACUUGUCGGGAUUCUCCAGCCAGCAGCACUGGCGACAAGCUCACGGGUCACUGGCACAACACUUCCAUGACUGCCAGGAGUCCUCCACGGGGAUCAGAUGGGAUGCCAACUUCCCCCGAGUCUCAGACGGUGAGAUCGGGAUCCAAACUGGAGCAGCUUUUCACCCACCCAUUAUACAACAUCCGCACUCCGCGCCUAGGGCCAGACGAGACCCUGCUCCAGCCACAGGAAUCGAUGAGCUACUACAAGAGGAAAGUGUCCCGAUGGAACAGACAUCAGAAGUAUUACAGUGCAGCGGCAGCAGCUAUCAAUAUUUCCUUCCCCUCUAAUACCGUGACCUUUGACCCCGAAGCCAGCUGGGUAAAGUUCCACCUGGGAAUAAACCGCUAUGCUCUGUACUCCCGUGAUGAUCCCAGUAUUGAUCAGCUGCUGCGAGACAUGGGGAGCACCCCCAUUAUCAGCGCAGAUUACACUCAAGAUGAGAAAAUUCUCAAAGGCAUGUGUGACUGCUCUCAAGUGGUGAAGCCAAGUGGGCACCACCUGAAGCUGGCCCUGAAGUUCCAGGACUUCAGCAAGGCCAUGUUCAAACCCAGAAGGCAGGAAAGAGAUGAGGAGACCCCAGAGGAUUUCUUUUAUUUUGUGGACUUUCAAAGACACAAUGCUGAAAUAGCUGCUUUUCACCUGGACAGAAUACUAGACUUUCGCAGAGUGCCGCCCGUGGCUGGGAGAUUGGUUAACAUUACUCAAGAAAUCCUCUACACAACACGGAACGAAGACCUGAGGAGUGUCUUCUUCACCUCUCCUGCCAACAACACCUGCUUCUUUGCGAAGUGCCUGUACGUGUGCAAGACGGAGUACGCGGUGUGUGGGAAUCCCGACAUGCUGGAGGGCUCCUUGUCGGCCUACUUGCCUGGGCUGACCAUCGCUCCCCGCCUUUCCAUCCCCAAUCCCUGGAUCAGAUCCUAUAACUUUGCAGGAAAAGAAGAAUGGGAAGUGAAUCCAUUCUACUGUGAUGUUGUCAAGCAACUCUACCCGUACAACACUGGAAAUAGACUGCUGAACAUCAUUGACAUGGCCAUAUUUGACUUCCUAAUAGGAAAUAUGGACCGCCACCACUAUGAGAUCUUCACAAAGUUUGGAGAUGACGGGUUUCUCCUUCACUUUGACAAUGCCAGAGGAUUUGGCAGACAUUCCCGUGAUGAGAUCUCAAUCUUAGCUCCCCUGAUUCAGUGCUGCGUAAUCAAGCGGUCCACUCUUCUCCGCCUGAAGCUACUGUCGCAGCCGCAGUACAGGCUGAGUGACGUCAUGCGGGAGUCACUGCUACGGGAUGGCCUCCACCCCAUCUUGACCGAGCCUCACCUCAUCGCGCUGGACCGCCGUCUGCAGUAUGUUCUCAGGACGGUGCAGAAGUGUGUGAAAAGGCUGGGCGAGGCACAAGUGGUGGCUGAGGACUUCAUUGAAUCGAAGAGGACAGUGAACCCCAUCAGCAGAUAGCACUGACCAAGAGGAAGAAGCGGAGGAUCGUGGGAAACAGGACUAUCCCCUUUGUUAGUAAGCACCAAGAACAAGCACUGGAUAACUUAAGACGUCUCCAUUUUUUCCUAAUUUUUAUUACCUCGAACCCUUAUCAAAUGUGUUGGAUUUCAGAUUUUUCAAUUGCUCUGCAGCCCGGAACCCCAGAAAGAUUUAAUUUAAUUUUAAAAGCACAGUCAACAGUUUCUUACUGUUCUGGGAGCAGGCUGUUAUGUGGGAAGUGGGAACAGGAAGUGAUAAAAUAAAAAUGUCAAUUUAAGUUCA
Messenger RNA from Lepisosteus oculatus (spotted gar), 2091 nucleotides. RefSeq names its product FAM20A golgi associated secretory pathway pseudokinase (gene fam20a). Gene Ontology annotation, molecular function: protein serine/threonine kinase activator activity. Gene Ontology annotation, biological process: enamel mineralization. Lineage: Eukaryota; Metazoa; Chordata; Actinopteri; Semionotiformes; Lepisosteidae. Gene Ontology annotation, cellular component: Golgi apparatus. The record is from RefSeq and is a predicted model, not a curated record.